Messenger RNA from Mesocricetus auratus (golden hamster), 1901 nucleotides. RefSeq names its product cytochrome P450 2B1. The record is from RefSeq and is a predicted model, not a curated record. The transcript has 9 exons. Gene Ontology annotation, biological process: xenobiotic metabolic process. Gene Ontology annotation, cellular component: intracellular membrane-bounded organelle; cytoplasm. Lineage: Eukaryota; Metazoa; Chordata; Mammalia; Rodentia; Cricetidae. Bases 1 to 1476 code for a protein of 491 amino acids. Gene Ontology annotation, molecular function: heme binding; iron ion binding; oxidoreductase activity, acting on paired donors, with incorporation or reduction of molecular oxygen, reduced flavin or flavoprotein as one donor, and incorporation of one atom of oxygen.
AUGGAACCCAGUGUCCUGCUCCUCCUCGCUCUCCUCCUGGGCUUCUUAGUGCUCCUGGUCAGAGGCCACCCAAAGUCCCAUGGCCACCUCCCACCAGGACCCCAUCCUCUGCCCUUCUUAGGAAACCUCCUGCAGAUGGACAGAGGAGGCUUCCUGAGCUCCUUCAUGCAGUUUCGAGAAAAAUAUGGAGAUGUGUUCACAGUGCACAUGGGACCAAGACCUGUGAUCAUGUUGUAUGGGACAGAGGCCAUAAGGGAAGCUCUGGUGGACCAAGCUGAGGCUUUCUCUGGCCGGACAACACAUGCCGUGGCUAAACCUAUUUUCAAGGACUAUGGUGUGAUCUUUGCCAAUGGGGAACGAUGGAAGGUGCUUAGACGAUUCUCUGCAGUUACCAUGAGAGACUUUGGGAUGGGAAAGUGGAGUGUGGAGAAGCGGAUUCAGGAGGAAGCCCAAUGUAUGCUAGAUGAGCUACGGAAUUCCCAGGGAGCCCCUUUGGACCCCACCUUCCUCUUCCAGUGCAUCACAGCCAAUAUCAUAUGCUCCAUUGUUUUUGGAGAACGUUUUGACUACAAUAACCGCCAGUUCCUUCACCUGCUAAACUUGUUCUAUCAGACUUUCUCACUCUCUAGCUCAUUAUCCGGUCAGUUGUAUGAGCUCUUCUCUGUCUUCCUGAAGUACUUUCCUGGUGUCCAUGUACAAGUGUGCAAAAACAUGCAGGAAAUCCUUGACUUUAUUGAACAAAGUGUAGAGAAGCACAAGGUGAGCUUGGAUCCCAACAAUCCAAGAGAUUUCAUCGAUGCCUACCUUCUACGCAUGGAGAAGGAAAAGUCCAACCCAGACACAGAAUUCCAUCACCAGAACCUCAUGAUCACCGUGCUAUCUCUCUUCUUUGCUGGCACUGAAACAAGCAGCACCACGCUCCGCUAUGGCUUCCUGAUCAUGCUCAAAUACCCUCAUGUUGCAGAGAAAGUCCAAAAGGAAAUUGAUCAGGUGAUUGGCUCACACCGCCUCCCAACCCUUGAAGACCGCCCCAAAAUGCCUUACACUGAGGCUGUCAUCCAUGAGAUUCAGAGAUUUUCAGACAUUAUCCCAAUUGGUGUGCCACGCAAAGUAACCAAAGACACUUGGUUCCGAGGGUACCUGCUCCCCAAGAACAUUGAAGUGUACCCCAUCCUGAGUUCAGCUCUGCAUGACCCACAGUACUUUGAACAACCAGAUACCUUCAAUCCUGACCACUUCCUGGAUGCCAAUGGGGCCCUGAAGAAAAAUGAAGCUUUUAUGCCCUUCUCUAUAGGAAAGCGCAUUUGUCUUGGAGAAGGUAUUGCCCGCAAUGAAUUGUUCCUUUUCUUCACCACCAUCCUACAGAACUUCUCUGUGUCCAGUCCCAUGGCUCCUAAGGACAUUGACCUCAGUCCUAAGGAGAGUGGCUUUGGCAGACUGCCCCCAGAAUACAAGAUCUGCUUCUUGGCCAGAUAACUAGGCUGAGUUGCUGUCCCCAAUCCUGGUGAUAAUGGAUGCUUCUUUCUACCCCUGAGAGAUCUGCUGGAAACCAGGCCCUAUAUCACUGCUCACAUCCUUCUCCAAAAAUCCCGAGGUGUGUCCUACUGCCCUUGAAUGCCACUGGCAAAAUCAAUCAAGGGUCUUUCUUGGUUUGUGAAUAGAGAGACUUCUGGAAGCCACUUCUCAUGCUGAGUCACUUCCCUAUUCCUCACAAGGCCAAAGUCCCAGUAAAGAAGCUCCCAGUGCUCUAUGUUCUAAUCAACUGGAUCUGAAUUCUGCCUGUAUAGAAUUGCAUAAUAUGCAUGGUUCACAUAAGGAAAUUCUCAUAGCAUGUGAUCUUUUGUGUCUGUGUCCUUUAUUUCACACAACAUUAUCAAGGUUUCUGUGUUUUGCAGACCACA